This is a messenger RNA of Cyphellophora attinorum, 1335 nucleotides long. Its product is annotated as Deubiquitination-protection protein dph1. The record is from RefSeq and is a predicted model, not a curated record. Gene Ontology annotation, cellular component: cytosol. NCBI's taxonomy places the organism in Eukaryota, Fungi, Ascomycota, Eurotiomycetes, Chaetothyriales, Cyphellophoraceae. The transcript has a single exon. Gene Ontology annotation, biological process: ubiquitin-dependent protein catabolic process. Bases 1 to 1335 code for a protein of 444 amino acids. Gene Ontology annotation, molecular function: polyubiquitin modification-dependent protein binding.
AUGGCAGACACUUCCGCACCCUCGGAGGACGCCUCAGUCUCGUUCAACGUCAAGUCCACUGGCAAUGCCAAAUACAACUUCUCACUGCCACUGUCCACCACCGUCGCCGAUCUCAAGGCCAAGCUUGCCACUGCAGAGUAUGCCAACGUUCCUGCCAACGCUCAGCGCCUCAUCUACAGCGGCAAGGUUCUCAAGGAUGGCGAUACUCUAGCCAUGUACAACGUCAAAGACGGCAAUACCAUGCAUUUGGUCAAGAGCGCCGCAAGCAACCAGAGACAGAACCCCGCCACGUCACAACCCUCAGCCAACACUUCAUCACCAACGCCAGCUGCUGUGCCAGGUGUACCACAGAACCUCGCCGCUGGCACUGGUAACGAUCCUUUGGCUGGUCUCACAGGCGCACGAUAUGCUGGCUUCGCUGGUCUCCCCAACUUAGAACAGCUACGAAACCCUCCCACACAAGAAGACAUGAUCCGCCAACUGCAAGAUCCCCACUUCGCAAGCACAAUGAGAGAGGCUCUGAACAACCCACAAUUCAUCGACAUGAUGAUCAAUUCAAACCCCGAAUUCAGAGCUAUGGGCCCGGCUGCACGACAGAUGUUACAGUCCGAACACUUCAGACGCAUGAUGACUGACCCGGAAACCAUGCGAGGUAUGCUACAGAUGCAACAGAUGAUGGGCGGUAUGGGUUCGGCGCAAAACGCUUUCCCUGCUCCAGGUGCUACCACUACCACAGAUCCAGCGCAGCCUGGACAGGGACAAACUCAGCCGGCCAACCCAUCGCCAUUCGGUGGUGCUCCUGGUCAGAAUCCUUUCGCUGCUUUGAUGGGCGGCGGUGCCGGCGCCAAUCCCUUCGCUGCUCUCAUGGGUCAGCAGCCACAGCAGCAGGGUCAAGAUGGUCAGAACACGAACAACACGCCUUCCGACACGGCCAACCCAUUCGCCCAGAAUCCCUUCAUGGCAAAUAAUCCCUUCAUGCAGAAUCCCGAAGCCAUGCGAAACUUGUUACAAGCAUUUGGCGGUGGGUUCAACCCCAAUCCCCAAGAUCCUUCCGCAACAGCAGGUACAGGUGGAGCCACCGGUACGGGCACAGACGGCAAUGCGCAGCAGGCAAAUUGGAUGAACAUGCUUGCACAGAUGGGAAUGGGAGGAGGUCUUGGAGGAGGCUUUGGUGGCCCUCCGGAUAAUCCUCCACCAGAAGAACGCUUUUCAACGCAGCUGCGACAGCUCAACGAGAUGGGUUUCCACAACUUCGAUCAGAAUAUUCAGGCAUUGUCGAGGUCAGGCGGUGAUGUGAAUGGUGCUUUGGAGUGGUUGUUCAGCCAACCUUCGUAG